CCUUUGUGGGAAGUUACCUCCUGUACUCCUGGGGAACACAAGAGUUCGAGAGGCUGAAGAGGAAGAACCCUGCUGACUAUGAAAACGACCAGUGA
Molecule: messenger RNA, 95 nt
Organism: Phaethon lepturus (White-tailed tropicbird)
Lineage: Eukaryota; Metazoa; Chordata; Aves; Phaethontiformes; Phaethontidae
Product: cytochrome b-c1 complex subunit 8
Exons: 1
Biological process (GO): mitochondrial electron transport, ubiquinol to cytochrome c
Source: RefSeq, a predicted model, not a curated record